Molecule: messenger RNA, 1276 nt
Organism: Myxocyprinus asiaticus (Chinese sucker)
Lineage: Eukaryota; Metazoa; Chordata; Actinopteri; Cypriniformes; Catostomidae
Exons: 5
Coding region: 232-864 (210 amino acids)
Source: RefSeq, a predicted model, not a curated record
UUAGUGAAAUCACAUCAUCAAAACUCACAGUGUCCCGGGACAAUUUUUAACUGGAGUAUAAAAUCGAAAGUACGAGAAACAUGUCAUUAGCCUGUUUGUUUUUUAAUAUUGGUUUUGUAAACGAAUAAUUAUAUAAAAAGUAGUUUUUCGGAUUUUGGAUUAUUAAUUGAAUAUUAAAUGAAGGAAUGAUACACGGAUUAUUCUGCUCCCCGGAUUACAUUCAUCUAAACUAUGUUUUCACAAAGAAAUAAAACCAUGGGUUCUGUAAGUUUUGUGCUCCUGCUUAUACUGGUCUGGACUUUCCAAACUGUCUGUGAAGAUGAGUGCUUUAAUCAAUUCAAUAUAACCUGUGAAGAUGUGACUGGAAAAGUGGGAGAGACAUUAAAUCUUACCUGCAGUAUCUCUUAUCAGUGCAGUAAAUGCUGCAUGAAAUUUUACAAGUUUUAUAAUCCUGCCGAAUUCUGUAGAAAAGAAUUCCCUAAAAAUUCCUGUGAACAGAAGACCAGCAUCACAUGUCCUUACACUCUGAAUGCAACAACGACAACAAAAUUUAAAUUAUUUUUGAUAAGCUGUGGACGUAAAUCAGCAGAAUUCACUGUUAACAUUACAGACAUUAAAGACAACACUAAAGAUGUCACUUCAGCUGCCGAAACAGAUCAAUCACAUGAUAAAUCUGUGACGGACGUGAUCAAUCCAGACGGCCCUGAUCGAUCUAAGGUUGCUGUCAUUGCUGCUGUUGUAAGCGGUUUCAUCAUCAUUAUAAUCAUCACAGUAACAAUCAUUUACAAAAAGAAACGCAACUGUUCCAGCCUUCCAGAGUGUUUCCGAUCAACAGACAUGAUGACAGACAAUUCAAUAAUUUGAAAGCAGUUUUAUUGCACUUUUCAAGUGAACCUUGUAAAAAGAUGACGCCUUUGGUUAUAUGUUUUCUGUUUUAUAUGUAUUUAUGUUAAAUAUUAUUGUGUUGUUUUAAUGGCUGAUGAUCUUAUGAUAAACAGAUUAAAAAUAAGAAAACCUUUUUUGUUGUUGUCCUAACUUUGUAAGGAUGUCAUUUUGGCUCUGUUCACUCCAUCUCCCUUCAAGUAGUCUUAUUUUAUAGCACUAAAUGGCAAGAAGAACCAGAAAAAAUUAUAUUUCCUAUAUCACCAUCCGUCACAAAAUGCCGAUCUGAAAUAUAAGUGUUGCUAUAACGCGUUUUAGCCAUCGCAGAUGUGUUCGUCCAUAGACAUUCAAUCUAAUUUUUAGUUCUGGCACCAGCCCCAAUUAUCAUCAAAUA